Wickerhamiella sorbophila is the source of this 2013-nucleotide messenger RNA. RefSeq names its product Nitrogen permease regulator 3. Gene Ontology annotation, cellular component: GATOR1 complex. The record is from RefSeq and is a predicted model, not a curated record. Gene Ontology annotation, biological process: TORC1 signaling; positive regulation of autophagy; negative regulation of TORC1 signaling. The transcript has a single exon. Bases 1 to 2013 code for a protein of 670 amino acids. Lineage: Eukaryota; Fungi; Ascomycota; Dipodascomycetes; Dipodascales; Trichomonascaceae.
AUGGCCGCGAAAGAAUUGCAUCUCAAGGGCAUUGUAUUGACCAUUGCAACUCAUUCGGGCCCGCAGUACGUCUACCAUUACGCUUGUCCAAAAAGCAAUGAUCAGGAAGUCGAGGACACCUGGUUCGAUGACACCGACUCGGACGAUGCGAUUGACUGGAGCGAGAGCGAUGAGGAAGCGCCUUAUAUCCCCAUUGCCCUGAAUCUUCCUGCGGGAUCACUUUUAAAUACCUCGACCCGGCGCAGAAGACGCAGAGCAAUGACGGUCAAGUCAGGUCAAGACAGCAUUGUCGUGCAAGAGGAAGACACGACGCAAAUCCCUAAAAAGCUUGCGCAGGACGCAGAGAAUUUGGUUUUUGGUUUCGAUAGUAGGUUUUUGGCCGAACUGUUAAGUCCUCCCCGGCAAUUGUGCAACCAACGUUUUGAACUCGCAGUUGACGGUGCAUCUUUCGUGGGGCUGCCAGUGCAUAUACUUCCCUCGGGUACUUGGAGGAAAUUGAAACAAGUCAAGAAAAACAGUGUUGCCAGUGCUGAAGGGAUUAAUGGAGACAGUGACGGUGCUGAAGAAGAUGGACAAAAGGAGAGCGAGCUAAGAGACAGCAUCAAGGACCUGAAAAUCGAAAACGAAAGCUCUAUGGUCCAAUUCAAUGUCACAUUGGUCUUGGUCCCUCCCACACAACGGGCGAAACUACACACGGAUCAAUUGUACCAGUAUGUGGUCUCUCAACUGGCCCGCAUGCUUCGCCAUGAACAGGCGAGAGACAAUUAUGUUUGGGAGGAGGCUAUGAAAAUUGCCAAAAUACGCGAAGAGUCAAUGCAUGACAAUAAUAUUCCCAACGCUAAUGUCCUGGAUAUUCGGAUUCGACAGUCCAGUGAGCUGGCACGAGCCCUCCACCACAUCUUCCAAGCCAUCGCAAGCAAUGGUAUUGCACGAGUUCAAAUUGGUCACAAGAUUCGUGCUUUUCAACUGCCGACCGACCACGAGGUAGUGAGACUUCCUCACUUUGUUGAUGAAGCCACGCUUGCUCGUAACCAGUUGUAUCCAGGGACGCUGCGGAUCCGGGGAAAAGAAAUCGGGGAGGAUUGUGCAGAGAGUUACAGUUUGCUGUUACUAGACGAGCCUGAGAGAAUUAUUCGAGAUAUCGAGGUUGAUCCCUCUGGACCGGUUGGCGCGCUAAUUCGUAAUAUCCAGCCCACGAUAUCCAUCCAAGCCAUGGCUAACCAGAACAAUCUCAGCCUCAAGCAGAUGAUCAGCUUGGUGUAUUCCUUAGUUUACUGGCGCAGGGCCCGUAUUAUCAUUCCGAUUAGCUCGCGACAUGUGUACGUUGUCUCACCAUUGGCAAUAUUAAACAAUCUGCAACGGCUGUCUGUGUAUUAUACUGAUCUGUUCCCUGCAAUGCCGCCUUUGCAGCGAUUUUUGGCAACACUAUCGAGUACCAAGCCGCAGCCGUUUGCCUAUUUUAUUCCUUCUCGAGAUCACCGUGAUAUUUAUCUUCGCGUGCUGAUGUGGCUUUUGCAAAACAACCUGGUGGUUCAGCUUCAGACAUAUGUGGCCAUCAUGGUGACGCGCAAGAUUCAAUUGACUGUCCACUACGAAGCAGAUUAUCUUGGCGAGCCCGAGCAUGCGGCCACCCAAAACAAUACUGGGACUGAAGAUCCGCGUAAAACUGACACGAGUGUUGACAACAGUGCGAAAAGAAACAUCACGAACGAGUUCCCCAAGAAGGCACUGCCCCGGCUGGAAGAAGCGACUGAUGAAAGUGACCACGAUAACUUCAGAGAUUGUGUUAUAGACAACCCCUUGCAAGCGACGCUGGUUCAAAAGAAAUGGCUGAACAAAAUUGCCGCUAGCAAGUCGAGAGAGAUGGGAGCCAUGUUCCACAGACUGUCCAAGUAUUUUAAUGGAAAAGACUGCUUAGAACAAGUGCAAUUGCACGAGAACCUCUCCAAGCAGGAGCUCAGAAAGUUUUUGGACGACUUCUCAGAAUAUUUAAUCACCUAUAGGCACUGGUAG